Molecule: messenger RNA, 2193 nt
Organism: Plutella xylostella (diamondback moth)
Lineage: Eukaryota; Metazoa; Arthropoda; Insecta; Lepidoptera; Plutellidae
Source: RefSeq, a predicted model, not a curated record
UUCGAUUUGUCUAUUUUUUGUAGUAGAAUAUUUGUAUCUUUGAUUGAUUGAUGGGCAACCCUCAGCUAUCGUCUAAUAAUUUAUGAGUUGAUAAAAUCGAUCAAACUUACGUAGAUUAAUACAUAAGCAAAACCUGACGACGUCAUGAUAAUGGAUAAUAUAGUACAUUAAUUUAUUAGUUUUAUUACCUACAAUAAUCUCACCUAAUAUAUUGGCAUCCUUGAGGUGCGACAAAGUUAUUUAAAAUACAACGAACGCAAGCAACAGGCAAGAGCGGGAUUCUCGAAUAUUUUUAUUUUAUUAGAUUAGGUUUAAAAUGUACAAAGUAAUAGUUUUAUUUCUCACUGCAUGGUUAUCUGUGACCGUCGGUGAAGACAACAGUGAUCUCUUUGAAUUAAACAUAGUGCAUUUCAACGACUUCCAUGCUCACUUCGACCAAGUGAGCCCUAACGGGGGCCCGUGCGAGUCCGGCGAGACUUGCAUCGGAGGGUUCGCCCGCCUAUUCACGGCAGUCAAGGAGGCGGUGGAGGCUGAACCAGACUCCCUGGUGCUGAACGGAGGCGACACCUUCCAGGGGACCAUCUGGUACAACUUCCUGCGAUGGGACGUCAGCCAACACUUCAUGAAUAUGCUGCCUCAUGAUGCUCAUGUGCUGGGAAACCACGAGUUUGACCACGACAUCGACGGGCUAGUGCCCUACUUAAAAGCACUCAACGCUCCGAUGUUGGCAGCCAACGUGAACUCAACCCUAGAGCCGAGGAUGCAAGGUUUAUACCAGAACCACACCAUCGUCGUUCGUCAGGGAAGAAGAAUAGGCAUUAUUGGAGUGCUUUUGAAAGAUUUUUCAGCUCCAAUUGGCAACAUAAUAAUGGAGGAUGAAGUGACAGCCGUGAACAGGGAAGCGGCCAUCUUGACUGCGCAAGGGGUUGACAUUAUCAUCGUACUUUCCCACUGCGGCUAUGAUAGUGACCAGCGCAUGGCGGCCCGUGUGGUCCCGGAAGUGGACAUCAUAGUGGGCGCGCACUCCCACUCGCUGCUCUACAACGGGGAGGCUCCCAGUGGAGAUAAUGCGAUUGGAGCUUACCCUACUGUGGUCACGCAGAGUAGUGGGCAUCGGAUCCCAAUCGUGCAAGCGUCGUGCUACACUCGCUACCUGGGCAACAUCAAGUUCUACAUCGACUCAGCCGGGGUCGUGCAGAGUUGGAGCGGCCUGCCCAUCUUCUUGGGCACUACUAUUGUUAGAGACCCAACAAUCGAAGCCCUCCUGGAACCCUGGCGCCAGCAAGUGGACGCCGUGGGCAAGGAGGUGCUGGGCCGCUCGCGCGUGUCGCUGAACCGCUCGUGGUGCACGCAGCGGGAGUGCAACAUGGGCAGCUGGGCCGCCGACGGGUUCCUGCAUCAGCUGAUGCCGCGCGCGGCGCCGGGCAGCUGGGGCUAUGCGCACGUGUGCCUCAUCAACGCGGGCGGCCUGCGCGUGCAGAUCAACCCGGGAAACGUAACAACAGGAUCUCUGCUAAUGGCGAUGCCGUUCGAGAACAUGGUGCAAGUGUACUCCCUGCGCGGGGAACACCUGCUGGAGGCGCUGGAGUUCUCCGUGGGCACCUACCAGGAGCCCGGGAGCGGGUUCCGCAGCCAGCGGAUGUUGCAGGUCGCAGGUUUGCGGAUGACAGUGAACGCGUCAGCGCCGGUCAACGCCCGGAUCACCGAGACUCUCAUCCGGUGCAUCGAUUGCGACGUGCCGCGCUACGAGCCGCUACAACCGGACCGGGUGUACCGGGUCGUCUCGCAGGAUUAUAUCGGAGACGGCGGCGGCGGGUUUACGAUGCUGUCAGAGCACCGUCAGGACAUGGAGUACAUAGAGCUGGACUACGUGAUGCUGCAAGACUACAUGCGGCAACAGGGCACCGUCAUGCAAGACCUGGAUGGAAGGAUCAAGAUCGUUUACUAAAAAAUAUUGCCGUGUUUUGAACUUUGUGCCAUUGUGUUAAGGUUGUGUUUGUCUUUUAUUAUGUCCUCGACAACCAAUUCGGGGUUGACGUCGUGGUCUCAUGUUUAUAAGCUUGUCAAAAAACAAAUGAAUGAUGAAAAUACCUACUGCUGUUUGUAUAAAAAAGGGAUGAGCAAAAACUGUAAAUAUUUAUUUUUAUUUUUAAGUUAUUAAAUACACAUGUAAAUAAAUAAGAUUAUUAAUCA